UAUCUUAGUUCCGGUCCUGCUCUUCCGUUUAAUGCCCAUGAAAAAUACAGUCAUCAGUCUAGAAUGGACAUUCUGCAAUAAUGAUACGCCUCUCUAUAGUCUUUCUUGUCUUCUUUUGCGGAAUAGUCAUCUGUGAUGAGUGUGAGCCAGAUUUAGCCGAUAGCUGCUUCGAAUCUAUAGAAGAACAUGUCAAAUAUUUAAUUGACGUCAAAAAUGAUAUCAUAAAAAAUAUCACCCAAGCUGCCAUUCACGACUUCUGUCUGUCAAUUGAAGAUUCUAUACACUGUGCUUCGGAUGUCAUCGACGAAGAUUGUAGCGAUGAAGAAGGGAGGGGAAGAUUUGACACUUGGUUGUUGUCCCUAAGAGCAACAUACAACUUCGUCUGCCAAGGAGAUCACAGUAACUUAAAAGGCGUCCUCCAAGGAAUCAAUUGUUGGAAUGUAGAGGACUUUGUAUUAUGUACAAUGGAGCAGGCAGAUAUUCAACAUGUUAGAGAUUUUCUUAACAAAAAAAUGGAUGAACAUGAAUGCGACAUUCUGAAAAAUGUUAUGUCGCAGUGCUACAAAAGUGCCAUGUCGGGUUCUUGUCGUGAACAGAAAGACAUGUCCAUUUUGGUGGGUGGUAUGAUCAGUUCCUUCUUCACACCUUAUGGCUGUAUUGGCGAUCAGAGUACCGUCAGCAGCAUCGAACUUCAUUCAUCUUCGAUGCAUAUUAUAUUUAACAAAUAUUUACUCUAUGCGUGUGUGAUUCUUUUAAAAUUUUAUUGGACAGCUUGAUUACUUUUGCAAUAUGUAAUAGCAAAAUAAAGGUAAAUUUUCAUAA
Messenger RNA from Parasteatoda tepidariorum (common house spider), 822 nucleotides. RefSeq lists its product as uncharacterized. The record is from RefSeq and is a predicted model, not a curated record. Lineage: Eukaryota; Metazoa; Arthropoda; Arachnida; Araneae; Theridiidae.